AUGGCGCACCCACAACAGCAGGUCGCCCUGGAGCGACUGGAGAUCAUCUCCCGCGGUCUGCGCUCGAGGGCCGGCGAUGAUGUGCGACACCGAGCUGCUUUGCAGCUCCGGGAGCUCGUGACGUUUGCCGACUUUUACAACACUGUGAAUAAUAAGAUUACACAGCUCAUGGCCCAUGGAAGCGAUGCGUACGAGCGCCUCGGUGGAAUUUACGCCCUCGAUGCCCUCAUCGACUUCGAGGGUGUUGAUGUCGCCGCGAAAUACGCUCGAUUUACAACCAACCUCAAAACAAUCCUAAGAGGCAAAGACAUAAACCCCAUGCAGCCGGCUGCCAUCGCCUUGGGAAAGCUUUGCCGCCCCGGUGGCUCCAUGAUCUCCCGACUCGUCGAUUCCGAAGUCAACACAGCCCUCGAAUGGCUCCAGAACGACCGCGUCGAAGAACGUCGCUAUAGCGCCGCGCUUGUUCUACGAGAGCUCGCCAGAAAUGCCCCAACUCUCAUGUACCAAUACAUUCCGACCAUCUUCGACUGGAUUUGGGUGGUUCUUCGAGAUCCCAGACAGCUCAUCCGCGCGACCGCCGCCGAGACAGUUAGCGCCUGUUUCAAGAUCAUCCGCGAACGAGACCAGGACUUGAAGCAGCUAUGGAUGACGAAAAUGUACAACGAAGCGAGGCAGGGUUUGCGGAUUGGCACAGUCGAGUCUGUACAUGCUUCUCUGCUCGUCCUCAAGGAGCUUCUCGAGCAGGGGGGCAUGUUCAUGCAAGAGCACUACCAGGAGACCUGCGAUAUUGUCUUCAAGCACAAGGACCAUCGCGACGCCACGAUUCGAAAGACGGUCGUUAUACUCAUUCCCGACCUUGCCAGCUACUCACCCUCGGAUUUCGCCCAGUCCUGGCUCCACAAGUUCAUGGUCUUCCUGUCCGGGAUGCUGAAGAAGGACAAGGAGCGUAACGAUGCGUUCUUGGCCAUCGGAAAUGUUGCCAACUCUGUGAAGAGUGCUAUUGCCCCCUACCUCGAUGGUGUGCUCAUAUACGUGCGAGAGGGUCUCAGCGUGGCUUCUCGUAAGCGAGGAACAGUUGACCCUGUGUUUGACUGUAUCAGCCGCCUUGCUGUCGCCGUGGGUCAGACCCUAAGCAAAUACAUGGAAGCCCUUCUAGAUCCCAUCUUCGAAUGCGAUCUUACGCCUAAACUGACGCAAGCCUUGGUCGACAUGGCCUUUUACAUCCCCCCGGUCAAGCCGACAAUUCAGGAGCGCCUUCUUGAUAUGCUCAGCGUCGUUUUGUGUGGCGAGCAAUUCAAGCCUCUUGGUGCUCCCCAGCCAAACACGCUGAACUCGGUACCCAUCAUCCCCAAAGACCCAAAGGACCCCCAGGCGUACGAGCAUCGAAAAUCAGAGGUCAAAUUGGCACUCAGAACCCUCGGAAGCUUUGAUUUUACCGGCCACGUGCUCAAUGAAUUCGUUCGCGAUGUCGCUAUAAAAUACGUUGAGGACGAGAAUCCCGAGAUCAGAGAAGCGGCAGCUCUGACUUGCUGUCAGCUAUAUGUCCGCGACCCUAUCGUCAACCAGACGAGUUACCACGCACUCCAGGUUGUCGGGGAUGUUAUUGAGAAACUGUUGACUGUGGGAGUGUCCGACCCAGAGCAGAACAUUCGCCGCACCGUCUUGGCAGCCCUUGAUGAGCGUUUCGACCGCCACCUAGCCAAGGCAGAGAAUAUUCGGGUGCUCUUCUUUGCCCUCAACGACGAGGUCUUUGCCAUCCGCGAGGUGGCCAUUUCUAUCAUUGGUCGCCUUGCCCAAUUCAACCCCGCCUACGUCAUUCCGUCGCUUCGCAAGACGCUCAUCCAGAUGCUCACCGAGCUGGAAUUCUCAGACGUCGCGCGCAGCAAGGAAGAGAGCGCAAAACUUCUCAGCCUCCUUGUUCAGAACGCCCAGUCAUUGAUCAAGCCAUACGUCGAGCCCAUGAUCUCGGUUCUGUUGCCCAAAGCAAGCGACCCAAAUCCAUCAGUGGCUGCAACCAUUCUUAAGGCGAUUGGUGAGCUAGCCACGGUGGGAGGCGAGGACAUGCUUCCUUACAAGGACAAGCUCAUGCCCAUCAUCAUCAACGCCCUCCAAGAUCAGAGCUCGAAUAAUAAGCGAGAAGCAGCAUUGCAUGCUUUGGGUCAGUUGGCCAGCAACUCUGGCUAUGUCAUUGCACCCUAUCUUGAAUACCCACAGCUUUUGGAGCUUCUACAAAACAUUAUCCGCACCGAAGGCCACGUCGUCCGACUGAGACAGGAAACCAUUAAAUUGAUGGGUAUUCUGGGAGCCCUGGACCCGUACAAGCACCAGCAGGUGGAAGAGAGAGCCCCGGAGAACCAGCGCCUAGCCGAGUCCAACCAGAUGACCGACAUUUCAUUGAUGAUGACCGGGUUGACGCCUUCUAACAAAGAGUACUACCCAACUGUUGCCAUCAAUGCCCUUCUGCAGAUCCUGAAGGAUCCAUCACUGGUCCAGCACCAUGCGGCUGUGAUCGAAGCCAUCAUGAACAUCUUUCGCACACUUGGUCUCGAGUGUGUAUCUUUCCUUGAACGUAUUGUUCCGGCGUUUCUUAUGGUGAUAAGAUCGUCCACAUCGACGCGCCUUGAAUCGUAUUUUAACCAACUUGCGACAUUGGUCAACAUUGUGCGACAGCAUAUUAGAAAUUACCUGCCGGAUAUUGUCGAUGCCCUCCAGGAAUACUGGAAUACUUCUGCGACGCUGCAAACUACCAUUUUGUAUCUCGUCGAGGCCAUCUCCAGAUCUCUUGAGGGAGAGUUCAAAAUCUACCUCGCCGGACUCUUGCCUCUCAUGCUUGGCGUUCUCGAUAAGGAUGCGAGCGCCAAGCGGACUCCCUCGGAGAAGGUGCUGCAUGCCUUCCUGGUAUUUGGUGCGAGUGCUGAGGAGUACAUGCAUCUUAUCAUUCCAGUCAUUGUACGGACGUUUGAGAAGCAGGGCCAACCCCUCUCCAUCCGGAAAUCAGCCAUCGAGACAAUCGGCAAGAUUUCUAAACAGGUAAACUUGAACGAUUAUGCAGCCAAGAUUAUUCACCCUCUCACUCGAAUCAUCGAUGCGGGCGAACCGUCUCUCCGACUCGCCGCGCUCGACACGCUCUGCGCAUUGAUCCAGCAGCUUGGAAAGGACUACCUCCACUUUGCCGGAACAGUCAACAAGACUAUCACGCAACAUCAGAUUCAGCAUCAAAACUAUGACCUGAUGCUUAGCAAGCUGCAGAAGGGUGAGGGUCUUCCACAUGACCUAAGCUCCGAGGCUCGUUUUAAUGACGGGUUGGAUGAGCCUGCCUUUGCCGAUCUCGGAACCAAGAAAUUGGAGAUGAAUGCCAUCCACUUGAAGGGCGCAUGGGAUACCCGGGGCAAGUCUACAAAGGAGGAUUGGCAAGAGUGGCUACGACGCUUCAGCACAACUUUGCUCAGCGAGUCGCCCAAUCAUGCUCUGCGAGCCUGUGCGAGUUUGGCUAGUCUCUACCCUCCUCUCGCUCGUGAGCUGUUUAACUCGGCAUUUGUGUCCUGCUGGAGCGAGCUUUAUGAACAGUUCCAGGAAGAACUUAUCCAGAAUAUUGAAAGCGCGAUCAAAUCCGAGCAUGUACCCCCGGAUCUGCUUGGUCUUCUUCUGAACCUUGCCGAGUUUAUGGAACAUGAUGAUAAGGCACUGCCGAUCGAUAUCAGGGUUCUGGGAAGAGAGGCUGCGCGAUGCCAUGCAUAUGCCAAGGCACUUCAUUACAAGGAACUCGAGUUUUUGCAGGAUCAGAGCAGUGGCGCAGUAGAAGCACUGAUUGUCAUCAACAACCAACUGCAGCAGUCUGAUGCAGCUAUCGGUAUCCUGCGACGAGCCCAGCUGUAUAAGGAUGGCAUUCAGCUUCGCGAGACUUGGUUUGAGAAGCUUGAGAGGUGGGAAGAGGCUCUCGAGUUUUAUAACAAGCGUGAAGCAGAGAUCCCAGAAGACCAACCCACCCCUGUUGACAUCGUCAUGGGUAAGAUGAGGUGUUUGCACGCACUUGGAGAGUGGGAUGCGCUCGCAUACUUGACCAGCACAACCUGGGCCAACUCGUCCACCGAGGUUCAACGACGAAUUGCGCCGCUGGCAACGGCUGCCGCAUGGGGCCAGGGCAAGUGGGAUUCUAUGGAUAAUUACCUCUCCUCACUUAAGCGAUACUCCCCCGAUCGUGCGUUCUUCGGUGCCAUCCUGGCUUUACACAGGAACCAGUUCCGUGAGGCCAUCAACUGCGUCCAUCAGGCUCGCGAGGGACUUGAUACUGAGCUCAGUGCGUUGGUUAGCGAGUCAUACAACCGGGCCUACCAAGUCGUCGUCCGCGUUCAGAUGCUCGCUGAACUGGAAGAACUUAUUGUGUACAAGCAGUGUGACGAGAAGAAGCAGGCGGUCAUGCGCAAGACGUGGGAGACUCGUCUUAAGGGAUGCCAGCGCAAUGUUGACGUAUGGGCGCGUGUAUUGCGACUUCGCGCCUUGGUCAUCACACCCAAUGAGAACAUGGACAUGUGGAUCAAAUUUGCGAACCUCUGCCGCAAGUCCGGCCGUAUGGGUCUCGCUGAGAAGUCACUGAAGCAGCUUAUUGGCACCGAUAAGAGUCUCGAGACGGUGAUUCCAUACUGGGAGGAUAGCAAUGUGGCCGGCCCUCGUAAUAUUCAUGCGCAAGUCAUUUAUGCUGUCCUCAAGUAUCAGUGGGAGAUUGCCCAGCAGUCUGUCAACCGCACAUCGCAGACUGCCGAGAAGACGUUGUACUGCCUGAGAAAAUUCACCAACGAGACCGCGCACCGUCUUGAUGUGGCCAAGGCGCAUCUCACGGCACAGACAGGUAGCGAGAUGAACCUCCCCACUGAGUACGGCUUCCAGCAGCAGUACAUUGAUCCGUCGGUUAUGAGCCCCCAGACUAAGCGUGCGCUGUACGAUCAAACCGUUCUACUCGCCAAGUGCUACUUGCGACAGGGUGAGUGGAUGGUGGCGCUUAACAAGGACGACUGGCAAGAGGAGUACUUGCAUGACAUCUUGGGUUCUUACGCACAAGCCACCCGCUACAAUCCUCGCUGGUACAAGGCAUGGCAUGCCUGGGCUUUGGCCAACUUCGAGGUCGUCCAGCAGAUGACCGCCCGGAAUGAUGCUGGCAUGCCUAAGAGCAGCCAAGCCUCGCUCAUCGAGCACGUCGUCCCCGCCAUCAAGGGGUUCUUCAAGUCAAUUGCUCUUUCUGAGGGCAGCUCGCUCCAGGACACCCUUCGUCUGUUAACCUUGUGGUUUACGCAUGGCGCGUUUCCUGAAGUCAAUUCUGCUGUCACUGAGGGUUUUGCCAAUGUUAGCGUGGACACAUGGCUGGAGGUCAUUCCUCAACUCAUUGCUAGAAUCAACCAGCCGAAUAAGAGAGUCCAGCAAUCGGUGCACAACCUCUUGGCAGACGUGGGUCGCGCCCAUCCACAGGCGCUGGUUUACCCUUUGACUGUCGCGAUGAAGUCUUGGAAGAAUAGCCGCCGCUCUAAAUCGGCAGCUCAAAUUAUGGACAGUAUGCGGCAGCACAGCGCCAACCUCGUCGCACAGGCAGAGACAGUGAGCCAUGAACUCAUCCGCGUUGCCGUUCUCUGGCAUGAGCUCUGGCACGAGGGCCUGGAGGAGGCCUCGCGGUUGUACUUUGGCGACCAUAAUAUCGAGGGUAUGUUUGCCACGCUGGAGCCUCUGCAUGAUCUUCUAGAGCGAGGACCAGAGACCCUCCGUGAAAUCUCAUUUGCCCAGGCGUUUGGCCGCGACCUUAAGGAGGCUCAAGAGUGGUGCCAUCAAUACGAACAAAGCGGGGACGUGAAUGAUCUUAAUCAAGCGUGGGAUCUUUACUAUCAGGUUUUCCGCCGCAUCUCAAAGCAGCUGCCACAAGUUACAACUCUGGAGCUGACCUAUUGCUCCCCCAAGCUACUCACGGCCAAGAACCUCGACCUCGCCGUUCCAGGUACAUACAAGAGCGGACAACCCAUUGUGCGAAUCAUGUCGUUCGAGACGACGUUUACAGUCAUUGCAUCUAAACAAAGACCAAGGAAGUUAACCGCAAAUGGAAGCGACGGUGUAGCCUAUGCAUUCCUGCUGAAGGGUCACGAAGAUAUCCGACAGGACGAGCGUGUCAUGCAGCUCUUUGGACUCUGCAACACGCUGCUCGCCAACGAUUCGGAGUGUUUCAAGCGACAUCUCAACAUCCAGCGGUACCCCGCCAUCCCGCUCUCGCAGAACUCUGGUCUGCUUGGCUGGGUCCCCAACAGUGACACACUCCACGUACUCAUCCGGGAGUACCGUGAAAGCCGGAAGAUUCUGCUCAACAUCGAACACCGUAUCAUGCUCCAGAUGGCACCUGACUAUGAUAACCUCACUCUCAUGCAGAAAGUGGAAGUAUUUGGUUAUGCUCUUGAUAAUACCACGGGGCAGGACUUGUACCGAGUCCUAUGGCUCAAGUCCAAGUCGUCCGAGGCUUGGCUCGAGCGACGCACGAACUACACUCGCUCACUAGGUGUAAUGUCGAUGGUAGGAUACAUUCUCGGCCUUGGCGAUCGUCAUCCUUCCAAUUUGAUGCUCGACCGCAUCACUGGAAAGAUUAUCCACAUCGAUUUCGGUGACUGUUUCGAGGUGGCGAUGAAGCGAGAGAAGUACCCCGAGAGGGUUCCGUUCCGAUUGACGCGGAUGCUCACCUACGCAAUGGAGGUUAGCAACAUCGAAGGUAGCUUCCGUAUUACGUGCGAACAGGUUAUGAGGGUGCUACGGGAGAACAAGGAGAGCGUCAUGGCGGUGCUGGAAGCUUUUAUCCACGACCCUCUUCUCACUUGGCGUCUCACUAACAAUGCCUCGCCUGCCGGCCCGGAUUUCCGGACAGAGAGGGAGUCUACGAUGGUCGUACCUAACGGGGCCCGAGCCAGGCGACAAUCCAUUCUGGAGGCUGAUAUCGCACCUUCGGCGCUACUGGCAAACGGCGAUCUGUCCGGGGCACCUCCUGGGCGGCCCCGAGCCCGCACAACUAGCACGACUGGCACAGGGGUUGAGAAUGGUAAUAUGGUCAAUGGUGCAAAUAAUAACGUUAACGGCCAAGAGACCGAGAGCCAAAAUGCAAGGGCAUUGGAGGUGCUGGAUCGUGUGCAGCAGAAGUUGACUGGUCGCGAUUUCAAGCCUGAAGAGGAGCUGGACGUCGUCAACCAGGUCAACAAGCUUAUUGUUGAGGCCACGAGACUCGAGAAUUUGUGUCAACAUUAUAUAGGAUGGUGCAGCUUCUGGUAG
This is a messenger RNA of Clonostachys byssicola, 7284 nucleotides long. Lineage: Eukaryota; Fungi; Ascomycota; Sordariomycetes; Hypocreales; Bionectriaceae. The record is from the annotation of a GenBank genome assembly.